This is a messenger RNA of Lagenorhynchus albirostris (white-beaked dolphin), 426 nucleotides long. It is a transcript of the gene CST8, whose product is annotated as cystatin 8. Gene Ontology annotation, molecular function: cysteine-type endopeptidase inhibitor activity. The transcript has 3 exons. Bases 1 to 426 code for a protein of 141 amino acids. Lineage: Eukaryota; Metazoa; Chordata; Mammalia; Artiodactyla; Delphinidae. The record is from RefSeq and is a predicted model, not a curated record.
AUGGCCAGGCUCCGCCCCGGCCUGCUGCUCCUAAUGGCCACGGUGGCCCUCGCGUCCAGAGGCGUCCAGGCCUGGGGUUCAUCGAAGGUGGUGAGGAAAUUCCAAGACGUCCCCGAAUCCUACGUAUACGUGGAGCAGGCACUGUGGUUCGCCAUGAAGGAGUACAACGAGGCCAGCAAGGACGAGUACACCUUCAAGGUGUUGCAGAUUCUGAAGUCCCAGGAGCAGGUCACAGAUAGUUUGGAUUACCUUCUUGAAGUCAAAAUUGCCCGGACAAUGUGCAAGAAAGCUUCAGGGGGAAAUGAAAACUGCUUAGUACAACGGGAUCCCAAAAUGCAGAAGAUGUUUCAUUGCACCUUUAUUGUGGCAUCCAAACCCUGGAACUUUGAACUCAAUAUGCUGAAGAAAGAAUGUCAGCCUGUCUAA